Erigeron canadensis is the source of this 2186-nucleotide messenger RNA. RefSeq names its product ATP-citrate synthase beta chain protein 2. NCBI's taxonomy places the organism in Eukaryota, Viridiplantae, Streptophyta, Magnoliopsida, Asterales, Asteraceae. The record is from RefSeq and is a predicted model, not a curated record. Gene Ontology annotation, molecular function: ATP citrate synthase activity. Gene Ontology annotation, cellular component: cytosol. Gene Ontology annotation, biological process: tricarboxylic acid cycle; acetyl-CoA biosynthetic process; fatty acid biosynthetic process. Bases 127 to 1953 code for a protein of 608 amino acids. The transcript is spliced from 17 exons.
CCGAGUAAUAUAUAACACAAACAACAUCAUCACAUUGCUUGCCUACAAAACCAACACACACAAACACCCACAUUUGACGUGUUUCAACAAAUUCUUACACUCCCAGGUGUUUUAGAGCGAGCAUUAAUGGCGACGGGCCAACUGUUUUCUCGUACAACACAAGCAUUGUUCUAUAACUAUAAACAGUUGCCGAUUCAGCGGAUGCUUGAUUUUGACUUCCUUUGUGGGAGGGAAACACCGUCAGUUGCUGGAAUCAUUAACCCUGGUUCCGAGGGAUUUCAGAAACUAUUUUUUGGCCAACAAGAGAUUGCCAUCCCAGUUCAUUCAACUGUUGAAGCAGCUUGUGCAGCACAUCCGACUGCUGAUGUCUUUAUAAACUUUGCCUCAUAUAGAAGUGCAGCUGCUUCAUCUAAUCUCGCUCUCAAACAGCCCACAAUCAGAGUUGUGGCUAUUAUAGCUGAGGGUGUUCCUGAAUCCGACACCAAGGAAUUGAUUGCAUAUGCAAGAUCAAACAACAAGGUUGUUAUUGGUCCGGCAACAGUUGGCGGUAUUCAAGCUGGAGCAUUCAAAAUUGGCGACACUGCGGGAACAAUUGAUAACAUUAUACAAUGCAAACUUUACAGGCCUGGAUCUGUUGGAUUUGUCUCCAAAUCUGGUGGCAUGUCAAAUGAGUUGUAUAGUACAAUUGCGCGUGUGACAGAUGGACUCUAUGAAGGUAUUGCCAUUGGAGGUGAUGUUUUUCCUGGUUCUACUCUUUCUGAUCACGUAUUGCGGUUUAACAACAUUCCUCAGGUGAAAAUGAUUGUGGUACUUGGGGAACUCGGUGGUCGAGAUGAGUAUUCCUUAGUUGAAGCCCUUAAAGCAGGAAAAAUCAAUAAACCAUUGUGCGCAUGGGUCAGUGGAACUUGUGCUCGACUCUUCAAGUCUGAAGUUCAAUUUGGGCAUGCAGGGGCCAAGAGUGGUGGUGAAAUGGAGUCUGCACAAGCUAAAAACCAAGCACUCCAGGAUGCUGGGGCCAUUGUCCCUACGUCGUAUGAAGCCUUUGAAUCUUCAAUCAAGGAAACAUUUGCAAAAUUGGUCGAUGAGGGCAAGAUUAGUUCUAUUAAGGAGAUUACUCCACCACAAAUUCCCGAGGACCUUAACACCGCAAUUAAGAGUGGGAAAGUACGGGCACCAACCCAUAUUAUCUCAACUAUCUCCGAUGACAGAGGUGAAGAGCCAUGCUAUGGUGGCGUACCAAUGUCUACCAUUGUUGAGAAAGGAAUGGGCAUUGGUGAUGUUAUAUCACUUUUAUGGUUCAAACGCAGUCUUCCCCGCUACUGCACACAAUUUAUCGAGAUUUGCAUCAUGUUAUGUGCUGAUCACGGGCCGUGCGUAUCCGGUGCUCACAACACAAUUGUAACUGCUAGGGCAGGAAAAGAUCUCGUAUCGAGUCUUGUUUCUGGUUUACUAACUAUUGGUCCACGUUUCGGUGGCGCCGUUGAUGAUGCUGCUCGGUACUUCAAAGACGCUUUUGAUAGGAAACUUUCACCAUACGAAUUUGUUGAGAGCAUGAAAAAGAAGGGAAUUCGUGUACCUGGAAUUGGUCACAGGAUCAAGAGAGGUGAUAAUAGAGAUAAGAGAGUGGAACUGUUACAACUAUUUGCCCGGACAAAUUUCCCGUCAACAAAGUACAUGGAAUAUGCUGUUGAAGUAGAAACUUACACUCUCUCGAAGGCAAACAACUUAGUCAUGAAUGUUGAUGGUGCCAUUGGUACCCUAUUUUUGGAUCUUCUUGCUGGUAGUGGAAUGUUCACCAAACAAGAAAUUGAUGAAAUUGUUGACAUUGGUUACCUUAAUGGUCUCUUCGUUUUGGCCCGUUCCAUCGGUCUGAUCGGGCACACAUUCGACCAGAAGAGAUUGAAGCAGCCACUAUACCGUCACCCAUGGGAAGACGUUCUUUACACCAAGUGAUUCAUGUUGUAACCCAUGGGAAGAUGUUCUUUACACCAAGUAAUUCAUGUUGUAACACUUAUAUCUGUAAUUCAUCAUUGCUUACCAUUUGUCUGUAUCAUUUAGCUUAAACCUUAAUUACAUAUGGUUUAUAUCUCGAUUGGUUCGUGGAGUUAGAAGCAAGAACUUUGCUCUUUCUGUUGUACUAUGUUUUAUAGUUCUUAAUAAUGGCAGUUUUUCCCUGAGUUGAAUAA